Eremomyces bilateralis CBS 781.70 is the source of this 997-nucleotide messenger RNA. Its product is annotated as histone deposition protein Asf1. Gene Ontology annotation, molecular function: histone binding. Gene Ontology annotation, biological process: DNA replication-dependent chromatin assembly; nucleosome disassembly; nucleosome assembly. The record is from RefSeq and is a predicted model, not a curated record. Gene Ontology annotation, cellular component: nucleus. Bases 1 to 921 code for a protein of 306 amino acids. The transcript has 2 exons. NCBI's taxonomy places the organism in Eukaryota, Fungi, Ascomycota, Dothideomycetes, Eremomycetales, Eremomycetaceae.
AUGUCGGUGGUAUCACUACUCAACGUGAAGAUCUGUAACAAUCCCGCUACCUUCACCUCUCCAUACCAGUUCGAAAUCACAUUCGAAUGCCUGGAGAACCUCCGCGAAGACCUCGAAUGGAAACUCACCUACGUCGGCUCCGCCACCUCCUCCGAACAUGACCAAGAGCUCGACUCCCUCCUCGUCGGCCCCGUCCCCAUUGGCGUCAACAAAUUCAUCUUCCAAGCCGACCCCCCGGACCUCUCCCGCAUCCCCAGCAGCGAGCUCCUCGGCGUCACCGUCAUCCUGCUCACCUGCAGCUACGAUGGCCGGGAGUUCGUACGCGUCGGCUACUACGUGAACAAUCAGUACCCCGACCAGUUUCCGGAGCUGCAGGCCGACCCGCCCGCGAAGCCGAUCAUCGAGAAGAUCGAGCGGAAUAUCUUGGCGGAUAAGCCGAGGGUGACGAGGUUUGCGAUUAAAUGGUACGUGGAUUAUACAGUCACCUUAGCAAUUGAUAUGGGUGGAGUGCUAAUGCGAGAUGCUAGGGAUUCGGAUGAAUCUGCCCCCGCUGAAUUCCCGCCCGACCAGCCUGAAGCCGACACGGUGGACGACGACGGUGAUCUGUACGGUGCCGAGGAGGAAGAAGAGGAGGUUGAGGAAGUUGUUGCGGUGGAAGCGGAGGGCGAUGACACGGAGAUGGGCGGUGCAGAGGAAGGCGCAGAUGUAAAAGUUGAGGUGGAGGAGGAGGAUGACGACGACGCAGGAAGCGAAGACCUCGAGGCGGAGAGCGACGGAGAUGAUGAAGAGGAGUUAGAGGACGAGGAAGGCGAGGGGGAGGAGGAGGCGGAUGAGGAGAUGGAGAUGGGAGAGGAUGAGACAAAGCCGGCGAAUGGGGCGCCGAUUGAGCAGAAUCAGCAGCAGGAGAUGAUGGUUCAUUGAGGUUUCAGAUGCUGUGAUGUGGCUACGAGAUGAUAAGAAGAUGCUGGAUGAGUGAUGGGCGUCACCGAUGCUCUAA